AAUGGUUGCGCACUCGCUGCAGUGAUUGGAAGGUUUUGGUCUGGAAUUAUCUCUUCUCGCGCAGGACUGGGUAUGUGCGCUUGAUCAAAUGACAUAGUCGGAGCCUGAAACAUAGCAAGGAGAGCUGGGCCGAGGUAAAAACAGAAUUUUUGGAAAAUAUACACAACUUCAAUACGAAAUAUAUAGAUAUAAGGGAGUGAUCGCCCGGAACCAAAAGGAUUGGCCACAUCUGCUGGAGAAAAAGGUCUCCAUGGUGCCAUGCUGGAUUUCUGUCUCCACCAUCAAUAUGUUCUCUCUCCCCAUGGAUCUGUAUGACCCCCAGCACCAACUCUGGUCUCUCUACAAGCUUCCUCAACAUGCCCCUGCACCAUGGAUCCCCCAGUGAGGGUUUCCAACCGAGGUAGCCUGUGAGAAGGAAGAUUUUUGUUUUUGUGCCAUCUUACCCAUCCUCCCUCACCCACUUGCCUCACCCUCCCUGUACAUAUUCACCCGUACCUCCACUCCCCCAACGGGGGAAAACUAUGCUUCUGCUCUCCCUGCGCUGAACCAGGAAGGGACAGGACGAGGCACACCAUCAGAGCCCACAGGGGUGACCACCAGUGACCAACAAGCUCCCACAGAGCGCAGUCCAGCCCACUCAGCAAGUCACUGUGCCAAGAUGACAGUGCUUCCCUUUUUCAAUGCUGCGGUGGGAGUCUGGAUCCUACUGGUGAUCAGAGCUGAAGGUAUUCAAACUGGUCAGAAUCCAGACCACAUGCUCCACGGCACCGGGCACAAGCAUGAGUCCAGGAAGCCCGGGGACGACACCACGGUGGCCCCAGAGGACGCCGCCCGCUUUCUGAGCUGCUACUGCUCGGGUUACUGUCCAGAGGACCACAAAAAUAACACCUGCGAGACGAAUGGCCAAUGUUUUGCCAUCAUAGAGGAGGAUGAGAACGGAGAAGCUAUUCUGACCUCUGGCUGCAUGAAGUAUGAAGGCUCACAUUUUCAAUGCAAGGAUUCGCCCAGGGCUCAGACCAGGCGAACGAUUGAAUGCUGCGGGACAGACUUCUGUAAUCGGGACCUGCAGCCCACAUUACCUCCCCCAAUGGACACUGGUUCCUACUUUGGCAGUGCCCACUGGCUGGCGUUCCUUAUAUCAAUGACCGUAUGCUGCUGCACUCUCAUCUGCAUCACAGUAGUCUGUUACUACAGGUACAAGUGGCAGACGGAGCGGCAGCAGUACCACCGGGACCUGGAGCAGGACGAGGCCUUCAUCCCUGUGGGAGAGUCUCUCAAAGACCUCAUCAACCAGUGCCAGUCUUCUGGCAGUGGCUCUGGGCUCCCCCUGCUGGUGCAGCGCACCAUUGCCAAGCAAAUCCAGAUGGUGCGUCAGAUCGGCAAGGGGCGCUACGGCGAGGUGUGGCUGGGCCGCUGGCGGGGAGAGAAGGUGGCCGUCAAGGUGUUCUUCACCCGGGAGGAGGCCAGCUGGUUCAGAGAGACCGAGAUCUACCAGACAGUCCUCAUGAGGCACGAGAACAUACUGGGUUUCAUAGCGGCAGACAUCAAGGGUACCGGGGCCUUCACCCAGCUCUUCCUCAUCACAGACUACCACGAGAACGGCUCCCUGUACGACUACCUGAGGUUCACCACGCUGGACACCCAGAGCCUGCUGCGACUGGCCUACUCCGCCGCCUGCGGCCUGUGUCACCUCCACACGGAGAUCUACGGCACCCAGGGCAAGCCGGCCAUCGCCCACCGAGACCUGAAGAGCAAGAACAUCCUGAUGAAGAAGAACGGCACCUGCUGCAUCGCUGACCUGGGCCUGGCCGUCAAGUUCAACAGUGAUACCAACGAGGUAGACGUCCCUCUGAGUACACGGGUGGGGACCCGGAGGUACAUGGCCCCAGAGGUGCUGGCCGAGACCCUGAACAAGAACCACUUCCAGGCCUACAUCAUGGCUGAUAUAUAUAGCUACGGCCUCGUCAUCUGGGAGAUUGCCCGCCGCUGUAUAACAGGAGGUAUAGUGGAGGAUCAUCAGCUGCCAUACUAUGAGAUGGUGCCGUCAGACCCGUCCUUCGAGGACAUGCUGGAGGUGGUGUGUGUGAAAGGGCUGCGGCCCACCGUGUCCAACAGGUGGAACGGUGACGAGUGUCUGAGAACCAUGCUGAAGCUGAUGUCUGAGUGCUGGGCCCACAACCCCGCCUCACGCCUCACCAUCUUACGAGUCAAGAAGACCCUGGCCAAAAUGGUGGAAUCCCAGGACAUCAAAAUGUGAUAUUUUACCCCUACGUACUCAACACAGCCCGAUCGAGAGCCCGAACUCCCCAGUGUGUCCCAAUGUCAUGAUGCAGAAUAUGUCACCUCUGUUCAGGAGGCGGGGGAGGAGAAACAGUGGAUGGGGGGAGGGGGGACCCUGCCACAGGGCCUUGGACAUUGAGCCUCAACCCUCAUGAAUCUCUAUAACCACAAUGGACAGACGCUGCUGCAGAGGUGUUUUUUGACUAAAGGAAACUGUAUAGGUUCACUCUCCCGCCUAUUCCCUCCCUGACCAGAGGAGUUCUGGGUUGUAGGAAGCAACGUCCUGCGAUUUGACGCUUUCUGUGAAAGCCAAAACAGGACAUGGUGUGAGGAGGGGGAAGGACAUGUGUCUGCUCACAUGUUGAUGGACAAAGUCAUAUAUUAUGUAGGAACUUUAGAGCCACACUUCAAACCAAGACACUGCCCUCGCAAUCGUCACCUCCCGCCAAUCAUGUUCAAUUUUUGCCUGUAAAUGUUUUAUGCCAAUUUUUUUCCCCCCUCUUCAGGACAGUCUUCUCCUGCCAUAUGGAAAUAUAACUCUUGACUCUUAAGUAGAGUAAUUAUGAAAUAAGGUACUAUAAUUAUGUGAAUUUAAAUGUAAAUGUAUAUUGGAUCGAUAGAUGCUGUGCCUACAAAAAAGAACCAUACUGCAAUGGUAUUCACGUCCAGUGGGCUUCAAAUGCGACCUGCUUCAAGAGCUACGAGCAAUCCAGACAACCAAGGACAUUGUAAGAGGGGAUACUCGACUUGCCUUAAAUCAACAACUCACUGUGCUUCCUAUAACAAAGUUCAACUCAGUAACUUCUCCUGUCACAUUUGACAUGAAAAGGACAACUGGGGAGAAAAAUAUGUUCUGCAUAAUUCUAUUCAGAAGGAAAUGUGUAAAUAGGAAGUCAAUCUGUGUCCCGUCCUGUCGCUAUGCUUACCCCUUCUUCGUAUUUGUUCCUUUGUGUAUAUACGGUAUGUCUUCUGGGAGGAAUGUCCAGAACACUAAACAUUGAGUCUUGUUCAUAGAUAUUAUAAGCUGAAUUUCCCUCCAGCUCUUCUCUAUUGCUUUUAAUUCCAUGUUGAGUUAUAGAUAUUCUAUGAGUGGCCAACUUUCAUAUUGCCAAACAUCAUGUGAGCUCGGCCAUUGGACUG
Messenger RNA from Oncorhynchus mykiss (rainbow trout), 3420 nucleotides. RefSeq names its product bone morphogenetic protein receptor type 1Aa (gene bmpr1aa). NCBI's taxonomy places the organism in Eukaryota, Metazoa, Chordata, Actinopteri, Salmoniformes, Salmonidae. Gene Ontology annotation, biological process: cell surface receptor protein serine/threonine kinase signaling pathway; protein phosphorylation; cellular response to growth factor stimulus. Gene Ontology annotation, cellular component: signaling receptor complex; plasma membrane. Gene Ontology annotation, molecular function: transmembrane receptor protein serine/threonine kinase activity; ATP binding. The record is from RefSeq and is a predicted model, not a curated record.